Messenger RNA from Lactuca virosa, 2190 nucleotides. NCBI's taxonomy places the organism in Eukaryota, Viridiplantae, Streptophyta, Magnoliopsida, Asterales, Asteraceae. The record is from the annotation of a GenBank genome assembly.
AUGAUCGGCAGUUCGGAACCAGCGGCGUCUAUCCAACAUCGCUCCAUAUAUACCAUCCCAUCGACGAACCUCUGUUCUCCAAUCGAAGUCAAACAUAUACUCUUUUCUCUGCUCCGACCAUCGAUGAAACAUGAUUACUUAGCUUACAUCGACUACGUGAAAUCACUUGAUGCGCUACUUCUCCUCUUCCGGCAUGUGCACAACAGUUGUUCAAUGAAAUGCUCACAUGAAUUGGGAGUGCAUUUCUACUGUGGGUAUGCAUCUCGUUCGACUUAUUGCACAUAUAGUUCUGCUGCAAGUUUCUUCCUAAAGUUUCCUGCAGGAUUGGUUGUACCUGAGUAUAUCCAUCUCCGUUGGUUCAUAAUCGUCUGCAUAUCAUCGGUUCAUCACUCUUUCUGAUUUUUGCCGAUACCUGAUUGUCGAAUCUUCAACUCUGCAUAGCUUCAAUUCAUCACUAGGCAGUUCUGAUUUUUGUUGAGACUUCAUAUUUGAUCAGUUGAUUGUUCAUUUGUUCUUGGAUUGUAAAUCAAGAAAUUUAAACAUAAACAUUUUAGUUAUCAUCAUACAACGAAUGAGAAGGCAAACAGGCAACAAGUUGCACCGCUAAGCCCUUUUGUAUGGUAAAGUCAAUUCUUUUGAAGACUACGUCCAUAGAUCUUGGGGAUAUAACAUUGCUAUAAAUGAUCCGUUGUAGUCUACUAAGAAGCUGCACCGCAUCCGGCGCAAGGAAACCAAACAUAUCAAAUGAAAAUGGUCAUCUUACGUUGAUAAGUUAUAAGCCAUUUCUCGAUGAAAUUAAUGAGAAAUAAAAAAUGAACUUUAUGACUUGAAAUUGCAAAACAAUGAUUUCUUUUCCUUUUGUAAUUUUCCAGUGAUCGUAAUAUUAUGUUCACAAAAUUUUCGCAAUUUUAACUUAUAUCCAAUGACCGUUACUCUAUUGUCUCAUUAACAACUUAGUCAUUAAGAGAGCUGAAGGCGCUGUGAAUUUGAUGUGCCUUCUUCCACAAUUGUCUGACCCGCAGAGUGAGCUCCUUCUACUUCGGUCUUGUAUGGGUAUUGCUAAAAUUUUCUUUGGGCUGAGGACGUGCCAACCCGUUCACAUGGAGGAGGCGGCGUUGUUCUUCGAUAAUGGAUUACGCGGGGCGAUUGAGGACAUUGUGGUUUGCGGUGGCCCCUUCUUUGGCGACUUACAGUGGCGACGUGCUUCCCUACCCAUUCGGUUUGGUGGUUUGGGUUUAUACUUGGCAGUAGAGGCUACCUCAUAUGCUUUUGUUACCUCAAGGGCCCAAUCUUGGGUAUUGCAAGUCCACAUCUUACGAGAUAGCGGUAUUUAUGGUAUGGAUUCUGAUUAUGCUUGUGCCUUAGAUUCUCUUCGUAACAAGCUUUCGGAUAUUAACCUUAGCAGUUUUACUACUAAGGACACCGCCCCCCCUAAAUCCCAGAAUACACUGGCGAGUUUCCGUUUUAGUAAAAUUAUCCAAGAUAUGGAGGUGAAUUUUAAUAUGCCGGCUCGGCAGAAAGCAGUUUUUCAGUGUUUACGUACACCACAUGCUCAAGAUUUUUUAUCUAGUUAUCCCUAUAGAUGGGUUUGGCCAACAUAUAUCUCCGGUGGAGUAUCGUACCAUAUCACUUAUAUCUUCCAAAAUGAUUCUAGUUAUGUCAUAUGUUCUUCAUAUCACUUAUAAAACUUAGCUUUCAUAAUCAUACCUUGUUUACAAAAUAUGAAUCAAUCUUAAUCUUUUACACAGUGAUGUUGAUGGGGUCGCUAGUUUAUGUUGAUGGUACCGUUUGAAAUUGAUGCAGUUUCUGCACCCGAGGUGUGUUUUCUUGGUACACUUCUAUUAAUUUUGAUGUUGUAAACAUGUUUUUUUAAUGCAUUUGGCUCAUGAACUUUUAAGUUAAAUACAAGGAUGUAAGGAGAAUCGAUCAACUUCCAAUUCCUAUUACAAUAUUGAAAUAAAGAAUGCGUAUGUUACUCUAUGGAUACUUAGUUGUAAUUAAGUUGAAUGGAGAUGCCAUAUGCAGGUGGUAGCUGCCAUGUGCUCAACAUUCCCUUAUGUUAGCAAAGUAGUCAUGAAAUACGCUAGUUCUAGUAAUGUUUUGUAAAGAAAAUAUGAGCAAGUUUCAAGAUAAUAGAACCACAUUUAUUGGAAGCUAAUAUGAGGUUUGAUUGAUUGUAUUGGAUUCAGG